This is a messenger RNA of Nipponia nippon (crested ibis), 522 nucleotides long. The record is from RefSeq and is a predicted model, not a curated record. NCBI's taxonomy places the organism in Eukaryota, Metazoa, Chordata, Aves, Pelecaniformes, Threskiornithidae.
AUGUGGGGUGCCGGGGCGUGCUCCAGCCCGCGCGCUGCCGCGCCGCCAACCGCCUGGCACACACGGGCCUCGCGGCAGAUUCGACUCAGUUCUGGAAAACUGCAGGACCUGGGGGUCGUGGAAGGAAGCAAGCUGACGCUGGUGCCCACCGUGGAGGCCGGCUUGAUGUCCCAGGCGUCCAGGCCAGAACAGUCGGUGAUGCAAGCUCUGGAAAGCUUAACUGAAACUCAGAGCCCGGCUCCCAGCCCCGCGCCCGCCGCGCCGGCCCCCCCCAUGUACUGUAACGCCCCCCACCCCGCUCCCGUCACCGCCGGGAUGUUCCGGUCGCACGGGGCCAGCACGCAGACGGUGAACAGCAGCGUGGUCUCCUCCUGCUCAGAGGUGGACUGCGGCACCCGCGGCAGCAGCUCCCCGGGCAGCAGUCCUGCCCCCACGGCCCGAUCCCGCAAACCCGGUGCGGUCAUCGAGAGCUUCGUCAACCACGCGCCUGGGGUCUUCUCAGGGACCUUCUCUGGUACGUGA